This is a messenger RNA of Podarcis lilfordi (Lilford's wall lizard), 7842 nucleotides long. NCBI's taxonomy places the organism in Eukaryota, Metazoa, Chordata, Lepidosauria, Squamata, Lacertidae. The record is from the annotation of a GenBank genome assembly.
AUGGAGCCUCUAGGGACAGUGACCAUUUUGAUGAUCAUAUGUAUCUCUUGCCUUGUUUUCCUUGCAGUCAGGAGCAGGACGCCAGAGAAUGCAAAGCAGCUGCCACCUGGCCCACCUCCACUGCCCAUCGUAGGGAACGCUCUGCAGUUGAAGACCAACAACUUGGCCCAGGUUCUCCAGGAGGUAAGCCAAAGAUGAGCACCUUCCUCAACAGUUGUCUGUUGAUGACCGUUACCUGUUUGCAAGCCUCUUUCCAUUUGACUCUUUUGGAAGGGGACAAUCCAUUGUCAGUUUGUUUAUUUAUAGAUGGUACCAUCUGUGUGCAGGGCACAUUUGCAGAGUCUAAGGCAACAGACUCUGCACUUUGACAGAGGAGAGGCAAGAGAGGGAGGGGAGGCAUCCAGACCAGAGGAAAAGAAUAGCAGAAUCGCUGUGAUGUCAGUGGCACGGACUUGCGCUUGGCUACAUCAGCAGGGAUGGGGAGCAGGGACUUGUCGCAAAGGCUCCACAGAAAAGAGGUGGACUUUGAGCAGGUCCCACAACUCCAGAAAGGGGGUUGUUUUAUUGUCAUUUUAUUGUCUUAUGCUUAAAAUAAAAGCGAUAAAGCCCCCUUCUGAGUAACGAACUUUAAAAAGCAAUAGUGCAGUUUUCAUACUAUAUUAGAGACAGGGGGCGGGGGCGGGUCCAGUUCUUCCUCCACACAUGGAUGGUUUGGGCAUUAUUGCCCUCUGAACAUUUUUAGCCUCUGCUGGACAGUGGGGAGUUCAUAGUCUUCUUGUAUUUUGAAAAGCUGCUCCUUUAUUUUCCCCAGAAUGUGCUCAGUGGGAAGGUACUUUAAGAAUUCCCUUAGAAAAAUGAGUGUGGGGGGGACAUAACAGAGCAGUAUAAUCAUAUUCACGAUAUAGAGAAAGUGGAUGGGAAAACACUUUUACCCCCCUCUCAUAAUGCCAUACCCUCCAACAUUUCUCCAAUGAAAAUAGGGACAGCCUAAGGACAUUCUGUGAUCAAACUGGGAUGGCUUCUCUAAAUCAGGGAUGUCCCUGGAAAAUAGGGACACAUGAAGGGUCUGUAAUGCUAAAACUUGGAGCCUUCAGUUAAAGCUGAAUGUUGGAAGAUUUACAACACACGCAGGAUAGUAGUUCUGCAUACAGUGCAUAUUGAAACUGUGAAAUUUACUCCCAAAGAAGUAGGGAUGAUAGCCUCCAACUUGGAUGAUUUAAAAGAAAUGUUCAGACAAAAUUCAUUGAAGAUAAAGCUACCCAUAGCUGCUAGUGAUGAUGCUGAACCUCCACCAGUUCCAGGGACCUGCAGGAGGGGAGCGUGCUAUUGCACUCGGGUCUUGUUUUUGAGCUUCCCAGAAGAACUGUGUUGGCCACUGUGAUAACAGUCAUGGACUAGUUGGCCUUCGGCCUGAUCUAGCUGCAGAACUCUUCUGUAUGUUAUGAAGAGUCAUGUGGUUCAGAUGCCCAUAGUGAGUCUGGGGGCAGUGGGGCUCUACAUCAGCUAUAUGAACCUCUCCUAACCCGCAAACCCACCUAGAUGUGUGUCCUUCUCUAUCUUUUUUCCAGUUUGGUAAGAAGUAUGGCUCUGUGUUCACAAUGUAUUUUGGAGCAGAACGGGUUGUGGUGCUGCAUGGCUAUGAUGCAGUGAAAGAAGCACUGAUCGACCGUGGAGAUGAAUUUGCUGCCAGGGGACACCUGCCAAUAGCUGAUGAUGUCAACAAGGGAUUAGGUAUUCUUUGCUGGUUGACCUGUGGAGGGGGGGGACACAGGAAAAUCCCUCUAUUCAUGAAAAUAAAGCAACAGGUGGCGCCCCCCUGGGAUGUGUGUUGCCGCCCGCACCCCCCGGGACGCUCCCGCUGCCGCACACCGCCUUACACCCACGGGUGCUUACCCCUGACCACACAGGCCGCUCCAGGUGCCGAAGCAGCUAGCUCCGCCUCUGGUCUAGAGCAAGCACCAAAAAUUAAAGCAGGAUUGAAUGAGUCUCUAGCCUUUAAAAAUAAUGGUCUGAGGUAAUUCUGGUGUGGGCAGUAAGUGUGAGAGUUAUGUGAGCAGAAUUCCCUGGCCUGGAUCUUGUGAAUCAAUAAACUCUCCACACCAAGAAAGAGUUUCAAAGUUACUCUAAGCUAUCUUAAAAUUUGUUACCAAGAAAAUAAAUAAAUACAAAUCAACACAUUGCACUUAAACAAUUAGCAAUGUAGUCCAGUUUUUUUAAAGUUCUUUUUGGUUAAUAUAGUCCAUGAACUAUUGCUUCUUCAUUGUACUGGCAGCUUCAGAGAGAGACCCAGGCUCCAAGAGAUAAAUUAUCAGUUAACAUAAAUAUCGAAACAUUGAGGCUCCUGCUCUUCCAACCUGCUUCUUCUGCUCUCCCUUUCAGUCCAUCCAUCUCCUUCAUGCCCAUUUCCUCUUCUGCUUUCCAGGAAUUAUAUUCAGCAAUGGGGAGGUGUGGAAGCAGCUCCGACGUUUUGCCCUUACCACCCUGCGCAACUUUGGCAUGGGAAAGAAAAGUAUUGAGGAGAGGAUCCAGGAGGAAGCACAGUUCCUGCUAGAAAAGCUCCAGGACACUCAGGGUGGGUAGCCACUGCCCCUCAUCCACAUAGGCUUAUCAAGCAGACCCCCUUGAACAUCACAACAGAUGCUGAGGUACAUUACAACAGAUUAUUAACCACCAACUCAUAAAGAAAUAGCAUGGUAGGUACAAGGAAAUCAUUAAAAAAUUAAAAUCGUAAAACACAGAACUAGUGACCAACACUGAAUCAAAUAAAUUGCCUAAAAACACUUGUGAAAUACAGUGGUACCUCAGGUUAAGUACUUAAUUCGUUCCGGAGGUCCGUACUUAACCUGAAACUUUUCUUAAGCACCACUUUAGCUAAGGGGCCUCCCGCUGCCGCCGCACUGCCAGAGCACAAUUUCUGUUCUUAUCCUGAAGCAAAGUUCUUAACCUGAAGCAGAGUGCUCUGCAGAUAUUGUUGAUUUCCAGCUGCUUUCAGCCCCAACAGUCAUCAGUGGUCCAGAAGUUAGAGUCUAGCAGCAUCUGAAGUGCUUUGGAUUCCUUAGUUUUAGUGUAGAGUUCACCCAGGCCUGCUCCACUGUGGUCACCCUUUCCUAUCUAAGGAUAUAUUAGCUGAAGCUGGAAGAAAGCACUUUGGAAAGUCCUUGGAAGAAAUCACUCAUAGCCACUGAAGAUGCCCAUGCCUUCAGAAUUGUUGUGAGAAAGGCAGCUUCCUGUCUGACCACUGAGGCCUGGAGCCAGGAAAUGGCAGCUCAGAAAUUCCAGACUAGAUUAUUGCCUAAAACCUGUAGUGGGGUUGUAUAAUUAUUUUUUUGUUGUCCUUUCAGAGAAGCCCUUGGAUCCAACCUACUUGCUCAGUUGCGCUCUCUCCAAUGUCAUUUGUGCAAUUGUCUUUGGGAAACGAUACGAUUAUAAUGACAAGAAGUUCCUAUCCAUGAUGAGCUUAAUGAAUGAAAACUUUCAGGUUUUAAGCUCUUCUUGGGGACAGGUAGGUGCCAUCUUUUUAAAGGCCCUUUCCCACAAAGUCUAAAUUUUCCUGCUGUUUAAAUGUCUUUCUUCCAGGCUUCUCAUGGCCCAUACUGCCUCUGCCUCUUAAUAUUUCUGUUAAUGUCCUAGUUGCAGGUUUGCCAUGAGCAACUGGUUAGCCACUGUGACAGCACAAUGGGCCACUGGCCUGAUUCAAUAGGCUCUUCUUAUGUUUUUAAUUUGGAGAGCCAAUACCAAUACCUGGGUCUAAUAACCAAGGCUUGACUUAACUCAACAGCAGCCCGGUGGAAUAGGAAGUAAAGCUUAACGAGUAAAACCCACAGGCUCAAUACUGUAACUGGAACUAAUCACUUGGGAUGUAUAUACACUGCCAUUGCCUCUGCAUCCAAUGUGCUUCCACUAAUGGUUUGAGAAAGUGUGAAUACAUGAUGUUAGUCACAAUCGAUAUCUAACCUGCCAUUUCUUAUGAAAAGUUGCGCCUUGCUGAAUUUUAAGCCAGGGAUGUGUACACGGACUGGUUUCAGUAGGAGAAACAGAUGGGACUACAUUUAGAGAUAUGUAUGUAAUCCCAUAGCUCAGGUUUAGAGCAUUUGGCUUGUUUAUAUAGGGUCCCAGAGUCAAUCCCUAGUAGCAUCCCUGGUUAGGGAUGGGACUCCUGAAUGAAACCCAGCAGAGCUGCUGCAUAGGCACUACUGACCUUGAGAGAACAAUGGUCUCAUUCAGUAUAUACCUUUUAACAUGUGGAUUUGGGGGGGGGUGUAAUUGGGUUGUUGUUUUUAUUUUGAUUAUGCAUUUUGUGGUUCUAUAUUUUGAUUUUACUCUGCGAACCACCCUGGGACCUGUGGGUAUAAAUUCAAGAAACAAUAAUAAAAAAAUAAUGAUAUAAGACAACUGAAGGGGAACAUCUACAUAGAUUUGGGAAGCAUUGGUAGUGAAAAUGCUGGUGUGUGGACAACAGAGUUGACAUGAACACAAGGCAACAGUGGCCAACAUUAUACUGAAGCCCGAGUUUGGACAAACCCUGACUGAGGUUGGUGCCAAUGGGUCUCUUGUGUUUCUUCUAGCUCUACAACCUCUUUCCUUCUUUGAUGAAAUGCAUCCCUGGGCCCCACCAUAAAGUGCUGAAAAACAACUUGGCAGCCAGACAGUUUGUUUUGGAGGAGGUUGAAGAGCACAAGCCCACUCUGGACCCCAGCUCACCUCGGGAUUUUCUCGACUGCUUCCUUAUGAAAAUGGAUCAGGUAAUCAUGAAAACUCACAGACCUCUCCAUGUGGGUUCUCCUGCCACUCCUGAAGCUUCCCAACCAGCAGACUUCCAUCCAGCUUCUUGUGGGGAAUGCCAAGGAAUGAGAUUCCUGCCCACACCCCAUUGGAGUAGAUUCAUUUCCCAUUGCUGACCUGUUCUUGCAGUAAAUGGGAAGUUCUUUCUAAUGAUUAGCCCUCUGGGCAAGGAAUGUCAAGAGGAAUGACCUGUAAAAGGACUUGAGAUAAGAUGUUGUAUCUUGGGACGGGAGCUGGUCCCAGUGGCACAGUUAAAUUCUUGUUAUGUUGUACUCAGAACAAUUGAGUUGACUCCACUGACUGUGUUGUGUGUUUCUGCAGGAAAAAGGUAAUAAUGCAUCCCAUUUCACCAUUGAAAACUUGGCCAUAAGCACAGUUGACUUGUUUGUGGCUGGAACAGAGACCACCAGCACCACACUGCGAUACGGGUUCAUGAUCCUCCUCAAAUACCCAGAGAUACAAGGUAAAAUGGAUGCGAUGUUAGUAUUUAUUAUUCUAGUUCUCUCCUCAAUUUAUGUGUCACAGGUCCAAGAGUUGGUUGUUCUGCCACUUUCCCCAGGAAAACCCACUGUUCAUUGCUGAAUGUUAACCAUCGCUGACUGACAUCAGCAGUAAACAGAAGGCUUUCCUGGAGACCACAGUGGGGAUGUGUGUGUGGACAAAAUGCUCAUACCCAUGCCUAGAAAUCCCAGCAAAAACAGACGUGUGGAUGAGCUCUUAUAGCUGACCAUAUUGUAAACCCUAGGAUUUUAUAUACAAACAGUAACAACUUGAACUUGGCCCAGUAGUAUAGUGGCAGCCAGUGCAGAUCCUUUAGACUAAGGCAUCACAUCCUGCACCAGCUGCACUUUCUGUGCCAGCCUGAAGGGUAGCCCACAAAGGCACAACCACAAGGGCCAGGGGUCAAAAGGCCCUCAGGUAGGAUCAGAAUCACUGCAGGACAGUGCCUCCAAUAGGAAUCCCUCUAAGCUGGACCAUCACUUGCUCCUAAAACUUCCCUAAAGAGGAGGCUUUUGUCCCUCUGGGCUCCUUUUGGAUAGAAAUUCAAUUAAUAUAUAAAUAAUCGCAGUUAUACUAUGUUUCCCUGUUUACAGAUGGAUUACUGAAGGUGAGCUACAAUAAUUUGUCUGAGUUAAUGUGAUGAGUCAACAGAAAGUUGGUAUCAGAAAACAAUUGAAAGCUCCAAAAUGUGCAGGGGCUGGCAGGCACUCCCAUGGAAUUUCAAUUGCUUCUAUGAUGUUUCCUGCACUGGUGUUAAACCUCAUUCUUCCCAUUACAGACAAAGUGCAUGAAGAAAUUAACCGAGUUAUUGGCCGAUCACGAAGUCCUUGCAUGGCAGAUCGUGGGGCAAUGCCUUACACAGAUGCUGUCAUCCAUGAGAUCCAGAGGUUCAUCUCUCUCAUCCCACUGAGCGUCCCUCAUGCAGUACUCAAAGACACACCGUUCAGACAAUAUGUCAUUCCAAAGGUCAGCUCUUUUCAAGGCUCUGAGUAGUAAUAGUAGGCUGCUAGCCAUGAUGGCUAUAUUCUACCUCCAUGGCGAGAGGCAGCAUACUUCUGAAUACCAGUGGGUGGAAACCACAGGAAUUGAGAGUGCUGUCUUGUUUAGAUUAUGUUUAAGGGCUUCCCAUGGGCAUUUGGUUGGACACCAUGAAAACAGGAUGCUGGAUGAGAUGGGGCCACUGGACUGAUCCAGCAGAGCUUUUCUUCUCUUCUUAUCUACAAGCAAGGGAAGUGUUGUUGUUUAGUCGUUUAGUCGUGCCCGACUCUUCGUGACCCCAUGGAACACAGCACGCCAGGCACUCCUGUCUUCCACUGCCUCCCGCAGUUUGGUCAGACUCAUGUUUGUGGCUUCGAGAACACCAUCCAACCAUCUUGUCCUCUGUCGUCCCCUUCUCCUUGUGCCCUCCAUCUUUCUCAACAUCAGGGUCUUUUCCAGGGAGUCUUCUCUUCUCAUGAGGUGGCCAAAGUAUUGGAGCCUUAGCUUCACGAUCUGUCCUUCCAGUGACCACUCAGGGCUGAUUUCCUUAAGAAUGGAUGCGUUUGAUCUUCUUGCAGUCCAUGGGACUCUCAAGAGUCUCCUCCAGCACCAUAAUUCAAAAGCAUCAAUUCUUCGGCGAUCAGCCUUCUUUAUGGUCCAGCUCUCACUUCCAUACAUCAAGGCAAGGGAAGUAGUUUAGCCCAACUCCUAAAGUGUAGCUGGGCAUCUUCAGGCCUGGACUUCAUUUUAAACACCCUAUUGUCUUCUGACGCUGCCCCAUUCUUCUCUGUAUCAACAAAGUACCUUCCUUCCUGUUAGUGCCUUCCCACACCAUUCCUUUGUGAGAGUCAAUUUUAUGCUUUCGUUGGGUGUCAUGGCCAUCAAGCCCAUUUCUUUGCACUCUCUGCAGGGUACUACCAUAUAUCCUAUUCUGACGUCUGUACUACAUGACAGCAAAGAAUUUCCAAACCCCAAAGAAUUUGACCCGGGACAUUUCUUGCACAAAGAUGGCACCUUCAGGAAGAGCGACUAUUUCAUGCCUUUCUCAGCAGGUAAGAUCUCUGCUUCCUCAGUUGGCUGCGGUCUUGGCCAGCUCAGGUCUUUCCUGUCUCCCUAAUUGGCUGGUGUCGGGGCAAUGAGGGGGAACCUCCCUCCUCCUGCAGCCUAAACUGGAAGGGCUCCCAGUUUGUGAGAGAGAGAGAGGGGCAGAGGCUUCUGGGUCCAUCAGAACUCCUUGUACCUUUCCUGUGACCAGCUGAAGCAAAAGAAAUGGUGGAAAGAGUGACUCUCCCAGGAGCUGUUCUGGAGCAGCACCUUUGCUCCUUUGGCAUGAUUGUUAUUUUCUCCGUAACAGCCAAAGUGGUUGUUAUGCAUCUUACACUUUGGGUUUCCUUUGCAGGGAAGCGGAUAUGUGUGGGGGAAGGUCUGGCCCGUAUGGAGAUCUUCUUGUUCUUGACCACCAUAUUACAGAACUUCACUCUGAAGUCCAUCAUUGACCCCAAGGACAUCGAUCUCACACCUGUGUUGAGCAGCAUAGGCAACUGCCCUCGGUCCUAUCAGCUCUGCAUUGUCCCUCGCUGA